CGUAAUAAUUGCACACACCCAACAGUCGUCUUGUAAUACGUCUCAACAGUAACAUUCUGAAAUCGCCAGUAUCAUCUGUUCAGUAGACACGCAACUUGCGUUUGUGAAUCAACGUAGUUUGGUUUUUGAGAAAGUUUUCCAGUAAAAAGUUGGCAUGGACGUAGAAAGGGGACGUGGAAAGAACGAUCUUUCUUUCGGUUCUUUUACCGAUCGAAUUAAGGAGAAAGCUAACCAUCCUACUGUGAGCGGAGCUUUAAUUGUGUUCCUCGUCCUCGAUGUCGUCAUGUUGGUGUUUGGAAUAAUCAACAAAGACAAAUGUCCAAUUGAUAACAGGAUACCAAUAUACCUUAUUGUGGCAGGAGCUGUCGGUAUCAUCGCAAUGAUAUUGCCUUUCAUCAAUCGAAAGUUGGAUUUGGCCAUUUUAUCGAUCAUAAUUACUAUACUCUACAUCUUCUCGUUUGUUUGGAUGAUUGUAGGUUCCGUCUGGGUUUAUAGAAUAUACGAACCAAAUUAUAUUGAAAUCUUCAACAAUUACUGCAAUAAAACGGCUUACCUCUUAGCGUUCUGGACGUUAACCAUUCGAUGGAUAUUUAUCGGCCUUUCCAUUAUAGCGGCGCUAAUCACCUGUUGCUGUUCACUGUGCAAAUAAACCAAUUACUGAACGAACAGCAGUAACGCCAAUUUAUCCGUAUAGUACAAACAUAUCCAGCAUUAAUUCCAAUCAAAUAUCUCAAGAGCAUUUGCAUAAAUAAUUACAAUAAAAGUCCAGUGAUUGACAGCUUUCUGCGCUCAUUUUGUCAAUCGAAAUAAGCUUUUUUUCUAUUUGUUAUAACGUUUGUUGUUUGUUACGUAUGUAUUUAUAUA
Photinus pyralis (common eastern firefly) is the source of this 864-nucleotide messenger RNA. Its product is annotated as transmembrane protein 272-like. The transcript is spliced from 4 exons. Bases 155 to 649 code for a protein of 164 amino acids. The record is from RefSeq and is a predicted model, not a curated record. Lineage: Eukaryota; Metazoa; Arthropoda; Insecta; Coleoptera; Lampyridae.